Choloepus didactylus (southern two-toed sloth) is the source of this 6330-nucleotide messenger RNA. Its product is annotated as zinc finger protein 850-like. The record is from RefSeq and is a predicted model, not a curated record. Lineage: Eukaryota; Metazoa; Chordata; Mammalia; Pilosa; Megalonychidae. Gene Ontology annotation, biological process: regulation of DNA-templated transcription.
CUGCCUGGAACUUCAGGCUUGUAGGUGCUCGAGCUGCAGAGGAGGGCGGGUGUCUGAGGGAGACAGAAGGGGAGUGUUUGCGAGUGUGUUUGUGAGAGUCUUCGCCUGUGACAGAACCCGCGUGUGCCUCGGAGUCUGUGGGUGCAGUUCCGAGGCUGGGACAGGAGAAUCAUUAUAGAGAAAUGUGCCUAAUUCUAUCAAUGUGGUUCAGCUAAAGGAUAUUCAAGAACUAUUUUGGAUUUUCUGGAUUCCGUGCUUUUCCAGUAAAGGAAGCCUGAGGCUUGAUCAGCCCUUGCAGGUCUAAAACCAUGGCCCAUGAAUCAAUGACAUUCAGGGAUGUGGCCAUAGACUUCUCUCAGCAGGAAUGGGAAUGUCUCAAUGCUGCUCAGAAGUCCUUAUACAGGGAUGUGAUGAUGGAGAACUAUGGUAACUUGGUCUCACUAGCAGGACAUUCCAUUAGUAAGCCAGAUGUGAUUACCUUACUGGAGCAAGGAAAAGAGGCCUGGACAGUUAGGAGGGAAGAAACAAGAAGAUGGUGUACAGAUUUGGAUUCAAUGUAUGAAAUAAUCAGCUAUGGAAAAAUGCACAUUUAUAGAAAACCAUCUUUUAGUCUGAAUCAGAGAAUUCAUAAUAGAGAGAAACCCUGUGAAUAUAAAGAAUGUGGGAAGACCUUUAGUCAUCAUACAGAUCUUGCAAUGCAUCAGAGAAUUCAUACUGGUAAGAAUCCCUAUGAAUGUAAAGAAUGUGGGAAGUCCUUUCAUCGUGCGUCUAACCUUCUGGACCAUCAGAGAAUUCAUGCUGGUGAAAAACCCCAUAGAUGUGAGGAAUGUGGAAUGACAUACAUUCGUGGUAAAGAUCUUAUAAUACAUCAUAGAAUUCAUACGGGUGAGAAACCCUAUGAAUGUAAAGAAUGUGGAAAAUCCUUUUAUUGUGCAUCAAACCUUCUGCAACAUCAAAGAAUUCAUACUGGCGAAAAACCCUAUAGAUGUGUUAUGGAUCUUAAAGUGCAUCAUAGAAUUCAUACUGGUGAGAAACCCUAUGAAUGUGGAGAGUGUGGUAAGGCCUUUAGUUGUGCUUCACACCUUGCUGAACAUAAAAGAGUUCAUAAUGGUGAGAUAGCCUAUGUAUGUCAUGAAUGUGGAAAGGCCUUUAGUCAAGGUGGAAGACUUAGAAUACAUCAGAGAAUUCAUACUGGUGAGAAACCCUAUGAGUGUAAGACAUGUGGGAAAGCCUUCAAUCAAGCCUCUAACCUUAGGCGACAUGACAGAAUUCAUUCUGGUGAGAAACCAUAUAAAUGUAAAGUAUGUGGGAAGGCCUUUAAUUGUACCUCAAAUCUUGUUCGACAUGAAAGAAUUCAUACUGGGGAGAAACCAUAUAAAUGUAAAGUAUGUGGGAAGGCCUUUCGCCAUACCUCAAGUCUUAUUCAACAUGAAAUAAUUCAUACUGAGGAGAAACCCUGUGAAUGUCAGGAAUGUGGAAUGACCUUUAUUCAUGGCUGUCAACUCAUUCCACAUCAGAGAAUGCAUAUUGGUUUGAAACCCUAUGAAUGUAAUGAAUGUGGAAAGGCAUUUACUCAUUCCUCAGCACUUACUCAACAUGAGAGAAUUCAUACUGGUGAGAAACCUUAUAAAUGUAAAGAAUUUGGAAAGUCUUUUUGACAUGGCCAUCACAGACUAAAUCAUAGACUUCAUACUGGUGAAAAACUCUAUAAAUGUAAGGAAUGUCCAAAGGCCUUUAGUGUGCAUGGAUGACUUAUUCGCCAUCUGGGGAUCCAUAGUGGUGAGAAACCCUUUGAAUGUAACAAAUGCAGGGAGUCCUUUAGGCUUAGUUUAAGUCUUCAGGUACAUCAGAGAAUUCAUACUGGAGAGAAACCUCAUAAAUGUAAGGAACUGAAGAAAAGCAUAUAUAUGGGCUCAUCUGUGCUUCAAGUGUCCCAAGUCUAUAUGGGGGAGAAACCAUACAAAUGUAAAGAAUGUGGGAAGAACUUUAGUCGUCGUUCAGACCUUGUAGUGCAUCAGAGAAUUCAUACCGGUGAGAAAUCUUAUGAAUGUAAAGAAUGUGGGAAGCCCUUUCAUCGUGCAUCUAACCUUCUGGAACAUCAGAGAAUUCAUAAUGGUAAAAAACCCUAUAGAUGUGAGGAAUGUGGAAUGACUUUCAUUCGGGAUGUAGAUUGUAGAGUACAUCAGAGAAUUCAUACUGGUGAGAAACCCUAUGAAUGUAAAGAAUGUGGCAAGUACUUUCGUUGUGCAUCUCACCUUCUGCAACAUCAGAGAAUUCAUAUUGGUGAAAAGCCCUAUAGAUGUGAGGAAUGUGGAAUGACUUUUAUUCGUGGUGUAGAUCUUAGAACACAUCAUAGAAUUCAUACUGGUGAGAAACCCUAUGAAUGUGAAGAGUGUGGGAAGGCUUUUAGUUGUGCCUCACACCUUGCUAAACAUGAAAGAGUUCAUACUGGUGAGAAACCCUAUGUAUGUCACGAAUGUGGAAAGGCCUUCAGUCAAGGUGGCGGACUUAGAGUACAUCAGAGAGUUCAUACUGGUGAGAAACCCUAUGAGUGUAAGACAUGUGGGAAGGCCUUCAGUCAAGUCUCUCACCUUAUGCGACAUGACAGAAUUCAUACUGGUGAAAAACCCUAUGAAUGCAUGGAAUGUGGAAUUACCUUUAGUCAUAGUAAAGAUCUCAGAGUACAUCAUAGAAUUCAUACUGGUGAGAAACCAUAUAAAUGUAAAGUAUGUGGGAAGGCCUUUAGUUUUACCUCAAGUCUUGUUCAACAUAAAAGAAUUCAUACUGGGGAGAAACCCUAUGAAUGUAAGCAGUGUGGAAUGACCUUUAGUCGUGGCUAUCAACUCAUUCCACAUCAGAGAAUGCAUAUUGGUGUGAACCCUUAUGAAUGUAAUGAAUGUGGAAAGGUGUUUAGUCAUUCCUCAGCACUUAUACAGCAUGAGAGAAUUCAUACUGGUGAGAAACCAUAUAAAUGUAAAGAAUGUGGAAAAGCCUUUAUUAGUGCCUCAAACCUUGUGAGACAUGAGAGAAUUCAUACGGGAGAGAAACCCUAUGUAUGUAAGGAAUGUUGGAAGACCUUUAGUCAUGUUGAUAGCCUUAGAAAGCAUCAUAGAAUUCAUACUGGUGAGAAACCCUAUGAAUGUAAAGAGUGUGGAAAGGCUUUUCGUAGUGGCAGUCAACUUACUGUACAUCGUAGACUUCAUACUGGUGAGAGACCAUAUAAAUGUAAGGAAUGUACGAAGGCCUUUAGUGUACAUGGACGACUUAUUCGCCAUCAGAGUAUCCAUAGUGAUGAGAAACCCUUUGAAUGUAACAAAUGUGGAAAGUCCUUUAGGCUUAGUUCAAGUCUUAAAGUACAUCAGAGAGUUCAUACUGGAGAGAAACCUCGUGAAUGUAAGGACUGGAAAGGUAUGUAGACAAUGUACAACAUAUCAGUAGAUUUAUACCUCCAAGAAAGAAUUUAAAUGAAAAGAAUGUGGAAUGACUUUUAGAUAUAGUUCAGUUAUUACAAAGCAUUAAAUAAUUUACACUGUGUAAACCACUCAGAAUAUAAAUAAUGUUUGAAGCUUUUUAGUUGUGACCCAAAUGUUCAGAGAACAUUUUUAUAUACCUCAGAGAACUUUAAUAUAUUUUAUAUAACAUAAGAAAGCCUUCUCAGGCAUUUCGCUAUUUAGGGAUUAUCAAAUAUUCAUACUAGAGGAAAAUUCAAGGAAUAUGGAUAUCCCUUUCUUCUUUAUGCUUUAUGUAUAAAAGCCUUCCAGCACUAAUCAGCUAUUUUUAAACUUGAGGAAACCCAUCCCACAGCGAGCCCCUGUUAAUCCAAAAAAAUUGAGAAAACCAUUAGCCAUGGUACGUACCUUAUCACUAAUGAUUGCUAUUCUGCUCUUUUCAACUUAAGUGAAUUGGGACAUAUGUGACGUUUAUCCCCUCUGGGAAUAAUUUGUAAAUGGUGAUAACAGCACAUACAUUAUUGUGCUGUUGUCAGAAUACAGAAAAUUUAGAAGCUAUCUCACACAUAGUCUAUGUUCAAGAACUUAUUAAUCACUAUUUUAAAUAAUAGUGUUAUUUGUGUUACUAUUAUCAAAGUAUUAUGAGGUAAAGCCCUAUGGGUGUAAUGAAUUUAGAUAAGCCUCCUUUAACUACUUGUUCUUUUUCAACUUGAAAUAAUUCUUUCUAGAUGAAAAUCUAAUAAAUGUAAAGAACAUGAGAGGAUUUAAAUCACAGAAUUUUAUUGGAGCACUGACACACUUACUCAUUUACAUAUUAUGUGUGGCUGCUUUCACACUACUAUAGCAGGGUUGAGAGGUUGUUGCAAAGGCCAUAUGCCCCCAAAGCCUAAAAUCUUUACUACUUGGUCUUUUACCAAAAACCUUACCAACAGCUGUUUAGAACAACAUCCUUACCAUUGUUUUCAUGACUGGCUUUUUGAAGAGUGCAGGAAAGUUGUCUUGUCAGAUAUUCCACUUUCUGGAUUUUUUUUUAUUUGUUUCCUUAUGAGUCUUUUAUCUUUUCUUCUAUCCCUCUUAGUUGGAGUACAUUUGAAGUCAAACCAAGAGCUUUCAUUGGGUUCUGCUUAAACGUUUUUGGCAAAAAUACUUCAUAUGUGCUGUUGUAUAUAUUAAAAAGCAUUUGUUGGGUUUUCGCAGUAUGAAUAAUGUGAAUUGUUAUAUUCUAUUAAUGUAGAAAUCCAUUUUGCAGUUAUUAAUCAGGUUGAUGUAUUUUUCAGUCUCCCUUUGGAAAUCUGUAAUUUCAUGUUCAAUUCCUGAAUUAAAUAGAAAAUUAAAUUUGAAACUAAGCCCUAUUCAGAAAGCAAUGAUAAUGAAGUGCCUAUGUAUCAGAACUUACGGGAUGUUGGUAACUUCUGCUCCUUGGAAAUUUAAUAUGCUUCAAUGCAUGUAGGAAACUAAGAAUGAAGGCUGGAACGUUCUCUUUAUCGCUUUAUCUCCAGAACCUCUUCAGUGUCUGACAUUUGAUAGGCAUUGACAAAAUUGGUAAAAUAAUGAAGCAUUCAACCACACAAAACUAGAAAAAGAACAAAAUAAACCCUGAGCCAACAUAAGGAAGUAAUAAAAGCAACUAAAUAGUAACAGAAAUAGUACUCUUCAAAAGUUUUAUUGUUGUCAUUGUUUCUGUGAAAAGCAAUAAAUACAUCUAGAAGCUAGAUUUUAGUGACUUAAAUGAAACAGUAAUCUUGAACCAAGGACUUUAAAAUUUUUCCAUUAGAAAUUCAUUAACCAAGUCAACUAGUCAUUGUUAAAUCAGCUCCAGGAACAAAAUCAGAAUGUAAUUAAUGAUAGUAUCAUUAAUAAAAAUGGGGACAUCUGUAAAUAUGGAGGAAACAUUUUAAAAUGUAAGAUAAUGCUUAUUAAGUUUAUUCCUGUUUAUUUAGAAAUCUAGAGAGAAUUAUUUUCAUAGAAUAAGUAAUUUAUCAAAAUUGACUUAAGAUGUUCUUAGAAAUUAAAAUUUCUAAAUUGAAAAAAAACAGGAAAACAAUCUUUCCCUUUUAACCAUAGCAUUUAAAUUUGGUACCAUCUCAGAUAAAACUUAAAUAAGGAAAAUUAUUUCUAACAAAAUUUUUCCAGCUCAUGGCUAACAUGGAUUUCUUACUACAAUAACAAAUCUCUAUUUGGAUAGCUCCUAAAAACCAAAAGCUGUAGUGGUUUCCCUGAUAAAAUUAUACACAGAAAAUCUAAAUACUUUAUCACCCAAUGGAACUAAGGAUAUACCAAAAGAACUAUGAACUAAAAAAGUUUAUGUCUAGAGUAUCCAAGACACAGCUAUUCUGGUUUAAUUAUAAACUGGGAUGAAUGACAAAACAAAAAUCUAGUGCUGUCUAGAUUGAGGUUAGCAAACUAUGGCCCAUGGGCCAACCACCUGUUGCAAAUAAAGUUUUAUUGGAACACAUGUUCAUUCACUUACAUAUUGCUUGGAUGCUUUUUUGUAACAACAGCAGAGUUCAGUAGUUUGGCCCGCUAGCCUAAACUAUCUGGCCCUUUCAAAAAAAUUCCUGACCUGUGGUCUAGAUUCAUUAGUUUUUCCAAACUAUUUGAUUUUAAGAAUGGUUUGAAUUAUAGAUAUCUAAUUUCUUGAAUAUAAAAGGCACUUUUUUUUUCAUAUUUUGCUAUUUUAAAUCACUUCUAGCCAGAUAACCACCAUGAAUUAGAAAUGUGAAAUGUCUUCCACUGGUAUUUUCUGGCACUAUCAAGAAAGUAUCAGCAUCAAAGCAUAUUAGUUUUUAUGAAAUACUGCAUGUAUGUGUUCUUGCACAAUUAGAAUUCAGGUAAAAGAGUUAAUACCAUUUGAAUUAAAAUGACUGAUGAAAAUCUCUAA